AUGUUGAAAAACUGCUUCGAAAACUUAGUCCGAUUUUCUCACCAGUCCGUAAGACAUUGCUGCAAAAAUAGGAAUGAAGUGCUACUAAUAAAAAAAUUUUCCUUUACGACGAACGCGAUUUGUAUGGGACCCCACCGAGGUAGCAUUUUGAGUGGAUUUUAUUUCCCCUUUUUAAAAUCUCAUUUUAACUUUAUAUUAAAGAAGCAAAUAAGCACAAAGCGCAGAAGGUACUUUAAAAUUAGAAAACAUCAGAAAAAGAAAUACAAAAAAAAAAGAAUGGGUCUGUCUACCAUUCCUUGGAUCCCAACGAAAGAAAAAGUGAGGACGUAUAAACUGCCUCGGCAAAGCAGACUUAUAAAUAAAAGAUUCAUGCGGGAUAAGAAGGGUGGCCGCAGAUAUCGUUUGAAGAAGCAGCGGUGA
This is a messenger RNA of Plasmodium inui San Antonio 1, 420 nucleotides long. RefSeq lists its product as hypothetical. The coding region runs from base 1 to 420 and encodes 139 amino acids. Lineage: Eukaryota; Apicomplexa; Aconoidasida; Haemosporida; Plasmodiidae. The record is from RefSeq and is a predicted model, not a curated record. The transcript has a single exon.